GAGCCCGUGUCCGUAUGAAUGAGCCCGCUGUAUGGCUGCAGCGCGUUAGCAGUGUUAGCAUCGUGGCGGAUUAAUCAGAGUUUUAUUAAUAUUUGCGGAGAUUUAUGGAUCAAUAAUCGAUCAUGGCGAAAUACAUGAGACCCCAGAACAGCUCUCUGUUCGUCAGGAACAUCUCAGACGACUUCCGGCCAGAAGACCUGCGGAGAGAGUUUGGUCGAUAUGGUCCCAUUACAGAUGUUUACAUUCCUCUGGAUUUCUACUCACGCCGACCCAGAGGAUUCGCAUACGUUCAGUUUGAGGACGUGCGGGACGCGGAGGAUGCCAUGCACAACCUGGACAGGAAGGUGGUCUGCGGUCGGCAGAUCGAGAUCCAGUUCGCACAGGGAGACCGAAAGACUCCAGGUCAGAUGAAGGCUAAAGAGCGUCGCUCCCCCUGCAGUUACUCCGACGGCCGCCGGAGACGCUCCCGCAGCCGGAGUUACGACAGGCGCAGUUCCCGCAGUCCGCCCAGCAGGGGGCGCUACAGGAAGUCCCGCAGCCCCAGAGAGUCCAGAGGCAGACAUUACAGCAGACGCAGCAGGAGCAGAGAGUAUGAGCGACGCAGAUCAUCUCGUGAUCAUCAUCGAUCUCGCCCAGACAGUCGCAGCCGCUCCGCCUCUCCUUCUGAGCCCCGCCCCAAACGGACUGAACGCCGGGGAUCCGGAGACCACCGCUCGCCCUCCGAGAGUCCGAGAGAGCAGACCGAUCCUGCGGACGGCCAGACCGGCGUCCAGGACUUAGAACCUCAGGAGACACAGCUUCCGUCUCUCACUCACUCUCGCUCGGCUUCUCGCUCCGCCUCCCGGUCCAGAUCGCGCUCGCGGUCCAGGUCCUGGGCUCGACGACAGUCUUGAGGAACUCUGGGUCGCCUGAAGAAGCAGGAGCAGCUCUUUAAAGCGAAAGUUUCACAAAAAAUCUACUUCUGCCAAAUGUAGUCGGACAAGACAUUCUGGGUGUCUGAAGUUUGCUUCUUUAGUUUAGAGCUAACGUAGCCAGCAAGUAAUGCAAGCUUAUUCCCCACCAGUAAAUAUUUAGCCGCCAGAAAACAGCAGCAACCACACAGGCUGAUGUUGCUAACAAGCCAUUUGCCACCAGUUAGCAAGGUGUUGUUUUCAUAAUGCUAACUGGUUGUUGUUUUAUGGCAACAUUUGGCGUGUGAAGUUUGUGUUAUUAGGUUUAGAACUGGAGCUACGAGGCUAAUGUAGCUAACAUGGAGGCUAGUAUGUUUUUAGCCUUUAGCAGCCUACAUCUUCACACAAUUGCACCAAACAGUGGCAGGUUGUCGUCUCGCCUUCCUGUCCUGUGCAUUGCAGUGUUUUCCUGCUAAAGUAACAGCUCAACCACACGGGCUAAUAUUGGUAACAAACCAGUCGCCACCAGUGUCAUUUUGUCAUCAGUGUAGCAUGGUGUCGUUUUCAUAAUGCUAACUAAUGGCUAAUUUAUAGCAACUUUAACAUUUGGUGUCUGAAGUUUGCUUCUUAAGCUUUAGCACCAAAUCUCUGAGGUUAAUCUAGCUAACAAGUAAUGGAAGCUUAAACUGUGUCAAGUCAGCAAAGUUCUGACUUCAGGCUGUUUAGCUUUGCUAACGUACUUUAGUCCAUGUUUAUAGGUAACAGUGAGUCAUACAGAGUCAGAAACCACACAGUCAGGUCUGUUAGAGACACUGAGCACCUCCACACACUCUGCGGAGAUUCAGGCAUGCUAAUAGGUGGAGUAUACGCUGCCAUUACUUGUUAGCUACAUUUAGCCUUGUAGGUAGGGAUUUACAGGAUUUAGCCCAGAUCUUAGAGCGGUACCACUUUAGAGUAAGACUUCCCUUAUAGAGGAUUUGUGAAUGGUUUUAAAGUAGUUUUUUAAUGGUUAUUAAUUAGGUCUUGAACACCUUAAUAAGUAAAAAUAAACAGUUAUAACAGUCUAAUAAAAAGGGCAAAAGUUUGCCCCGAUGACUGAUGAAAAAGACAAAGUUAGAUUAAUAACCAGCAACAUCUGAGCUUUCACAGCAUAGAUGAAUGUGUGUUCAUUAUUAGGCAGACAGCAGCUCUCUUUUUCCGUUUUUAUUUACGUGGCUUAUUAAUGAUUUUUAAAGGUAUGUAUGUCCUAAUUAAUAACCAUUAAUAUACGUAUUUUAAACCAUUCGUGAGCCCUUUAUAAGGGUAGUCUUAUUCUAAAGCUGUACCCUGAUAGUAUCGGCUGAUACUGAGUACCAAUACCUAUAAUAACUCUAAAGUAUCUGCCAAUAACAAUAACUCUGACAUAACUGGUUUAUAAAUGCUGAUAUUUGCACAACUCCACUUUCAAUUUCAAUUUUUAAAUGUGGUGUUUUGGUGGUGUCUCCCACAUAAAACAUGCUAAUCUUGAAUUAAUGGUUUACAGGUAAGAUAACUUCAUAUUUGAGAGGUUUCAGAGCUGUGAAAAGUCUCUGAGCUCUUUAGCUCGUAUUAUAUUUCAAUACUUGUGACUUCAGUACUGUGGCUGAUUUUUCCUCCUCUCUGCAGUUCCGCUGUUAUUGAUCUUACAGUCAGGAUUUUCACUUUUGCUCGUCUCAAAUGUGAAAUAAUCAGAUGUCUUUACAGUGGUGGUGAUAGGAACCAGGGGUCGCCAUGACAACAACACAAAUAUAGACAUUUUAUUUACUAUCCAGAACCACCAGUGAACCUACACAAGUCUUCUGAGUUUAUAUGGAAUGUUGAUGAUGGAAAAUAGUGGAAAAUCUGAAAUAAUAAGUUUUCUUUGGGGACUAUUUUGCCUCACAGUGCCCUGCAUGUAUCCCUCCACCAUGAAUGGAGUUUAAGUUCUCUAAACUAUCAUAAAACAGUGUCUCAGUCAUCAGGCAGUGAAUUCAUAACCAUUUCAUGUAGGAACUUUCUGUGAGGGAGCUUUUAGAGGGGGGCGUCUGGUUCCUAUCACCACCACUGUGAACAGUUCUGACUCUGUGAGUUUUCUGGAACAUCACACCAAAUGACUUUGUCACUUUCGCCAAUUCUCAUCGCUCCAGUGUUAAAACCAAAGAAGCAAACCUCAGACACCGAACAUGUCUUAGCAGAUCAGAGCAUUUGAGCCGAGUGGAGGGAGGUUGGGGGGGAUCUAGCUGAACUAUCGCUUUAAAACUGGCCUAAUGUGAUCUUGGCGGUUGGUGGGGGCUCCUCCUGCUCUGCUGCAGCGCAAUAACGACGAGCUGGAGGACUCAGCCAGUUACAUAUGAUCUCGUUUGAGGAAGUUAGUUUUUGUUUUUUUUGUUUUUGUGUUUGUUUUAUGAUUUUAUAGGACGAUUAAAGAAAAGCGGUUCAACGUUUCACUGUUGCUGACGGUGAGAAAAGCAUCCAUGCUGGUGUGAAAGUGUGGAAAGGAAAGGUGCUUCUGUGUGAUUCAGCAUUUCUGGAGUUUGUUUACUUUCUAUUCAUGUGGAGCUGCAGUUCAAAUGUGCAUGAAGUAACAUUUUUAUAAUGAAAUGUGCGAUUAGAGUCCUGAAUUAAACGAGCAAAGGAAAGUGGCUGGUGUUUACUGGUUUAUACUAGUGUUGACUGGUUAUUGCUGGUAUUUACUGGUGUUGUUACAGACAGCACAGAGAGCUGAACCAGCCUGAACAUCCGUAUGUGAGGUUUCUGCGAGUUUGCGAUCAUGAUGGAAGCAGAACUGGCCCGUUAGAACCUUUGCGGAGUUCAGAACCAGCAGCUUCUUUUUUAUUUUUGUAUCUUGACCGUGUUUGUCCAGUACUGAGGUUCCACUUUCUUACUGUACCAUUUGUGAUUCCGUUGUACAGCUUCGAGCUCAGAUGUUUGUCUGUGAAUGAGAGUUUUUACGCUCAGUAGAGAAAUAAAAGGAAGUGUUUUCAACUUAAA
Colossoma macropomum (tambaqui) is the source of this 3878-nucleotide messenger RNA. Its product is annotated as serine/arginine-rich splicing factor 10-like. Gene Ontology annotation, molecular function: RNA binding. The transcript has 6 exons. The record is from RefSeq and is a predicted model, not a curated record. Bases 123 to 893 code for a protein of 256 amino acids. NCBI's taxonomy places the organism in Eukaryota, Metazoa, Chordata, Actinopteri, Characiformes, Serrasalmidae.